Zingiber officinale is the source of this 1087-nucleotide messenger RNA. RefSeq names its product ABC transporter I family member 1-like. The record is from RefSeq and is a predicted model, not a curated record. Gene Ontology annotation, biological process: cytochrome complex assembly. Gene Ontology annotation, molecular function: transmembrane transporter activity; ATP binding; ATP hydrolysis activity. The transcript has 2 exons. Lineage: Eukaryota; Viridiplantae; Streptophyta; Magnoliopsida; Zingiberales; Zingiberaceae. The coding region runs from base 333 to 1007 and encodes 224 amino acids.
CGUUUAUCCAAUUAGGAACCCUAAAAUCCUUUUCUCUCCCAAACCAGCGGCCGCACAGCCGCUCCUUACCGUUCCUCUCAGCUCUCGCGAUCUUUGUAUGGAUAUCGUUGCAACCUCGCUGCCGGUCGACUAAUCGUUCUUCCGUCCAUCCGCCUCUCCUUGAGGCCAUCGCUCCUCCUUCUGCCUGUUGUGAACUCGUAGGUUAGUCUCUUUCCUGGGACACCAAGUUUCCACUGUCCAGCUGCUACAUCAUCGUCCUUCUUCUCUCCAACGGCGUCGCUCUUCUUCAACAUUGUCUCAACGAUAUUAGGUAGGAGACAUUGUUGCAAUAAAUGCCACCUCUUCGGCCUCCUCUGCCUCGAAUCCUGCUCAACAAUGUCUCUUGCAUGCGUAACGCACAGAUAAUCCUUAGACAUAUCAACGUUUCUGUCCAUGAUGGCACUGCCCUUGUGUUGACGGGUGCAAAUGGUUCUGGAAAGACAACCCUCCUUCGUAUGCUUGCUGGAUUCUCUCGCCCCUCGGGUGGGGAGAUCCUUUGGAAUGGACAUGACAUCACGUCUGCUGGAGUCUUCCAGCAGUACAAGCUGCAACUCAAUUGGUUAUCACUGAAAGAUGCCAUCAACGACAAGCUCUCUGUGUUGGAUAAUGUACAAUGGUUUGAAGUUCUCGAGGGGAAGUGUGGGAGAUCAUUGCCUGCGCUCGAGUUGAUGGGAAUAGGUAGGCUGGCAAAUGACAAGGCAAGGAUGCUUUCGAUGGGUCAGAGGAAGCGAUUGCAGUUGGCGAGAUUACUGGCACUUGACAGACCCAUUUGGCUGCUCGAUGAGCCAUCAGUUGCUUUGGACGAUGAAGGUGUCCGUUUGUUGGAGUAUAUAAUAGCCGAACACAGGAAGAAAGGUGGGAUUGUGUUCGUGGCAACCCAUCUGCCUAUCCAGAUCGAAGAUGCAAUGUCGCUUCGUCUUCCACCAAGAUUCCCGAGGAGGAUGACUUUCUUCGAUAUGGUCCGAUGAAUGUAAAACUUAUGUAUGUUUAUUUAGACUGAAUAAACAAUGGAAGGCAUAAACAUGUGUGUUAUGAUCGACUCAUCUCA